Messenger RNA from Kluyveromyces lactis, 1437 nucleotides. RefSeq names its product NADPH-adrenodoxin reductase (gene ARH1). Gene Ontology annotation, cellular component: mitochondrion. The record is from RefSeq and is a predicted model, not a curated record. Gene Ontology annotation, biological process: ubiquinone biosynthetic process. Lineage: Eukaryota; Fungi; Ascomycota; Saccharomycetes; Saccharomycetales; Saccharomycetaceae. The transcript has a single exon. Bases 1 to 1437 code for a protein of 478 amino acids.
AUGGUUCGAAAAUACGUAUCCAUCAUCGGGUCAGGUCCGUCGGGGUUUUACACCGCUCAUCAUCUGCUACAAAAUGUUAAGGUACCUUUAGAAGUGACUAUAUGGGAAAGGCUACCAGUGCCAUUCGGACUUUCUAGGUAUGGUGUUGCGCCUGAUCAUCCUAACGUUAAGAACUGUGAGGACACGUUUACUGAUACUGUCAAAGAUGUGAUGGGGAAGGAUUCAAUACAUAAGUUCAAUUUUAUCGGAAAUUGUGAAGUCGGAAAAGAUAUAGAACUUUCGAAGCUGCUAAGCAAGCAGGAUGCUGUCGUGUUAAGCUAUGGAUGUGCCACUGAUAGGAAAUUAGGUAUUCCUGGGGAAAAUGACACUACUGGUGUAUUUACUAGUAGACAAUUUGUGAAUUGGUAUAAUGGACAUCCAGACUUUGCGUUACAUCCUAAAUUUAUGGACUUUGAUUGGAAAAGUGUCAAGAACGUUGGUAUAAUCGGUAAUGGUAACGUGGCAUUGGACCUAGCAAGAUUACUACUGAGCAAUAAUGUAGAUUCGAUAUGGGGCCGUACAGAUAUCAGCCCAAUUGCAUUGAAUAAGUUGCGAGAGGCUCCAAUUGAAAAUGUGAAGUUAAUAGCCAGAAGAGACUUCCCUAAUAGUAAGUUCACAAAUAAAGAACUAAGAGAAAUGUGGCUACUAGAAGAAUAUGGUGUAAGGGGUCACAUUGACAGCAAAUUUUUUACGCCUGAAGAAUGGGAGAUGAAGGAGCAAGUCAGAUCUUUUAGAAGAUGCGUCGAUCUUUGUUCGGAAUACGUGAAACCUUUCGAGUUAAGAUCAGCAAAAUAUAAGAAACUACCUCAGCCAACCAAUGGAAUCUUUACGAAGAAUUGGGAGCUUGAUUAUUUGAAGACUCCUUUAGAAAUCUUGAAAGACGAGACCACUGGAUAUAUCAAAUCAUUGAAAUUAUGCAACAAUACUCUAACGAAAGCCAACAAAGUGAUACCUCACGAAGAGGAAACAAUGUCAUACGAGGUAGACCUUCUAAUCACUUCUUUAGGAUACAAGGGCUCUGCAAUGGCUGGAUUUGAGGAAUUAGGAGUUCAAUUCGAUAAUGCAAAGGUCACUAACAAGCAGGGACGCGUUCUCAAUACUGAGGGAAAUGAGAUUCCAAGACUUUACACUUCUGGUUGGAUAGGAAGAGGUGCAUCCGGGGUCAUCCUGGCAACUAUGACUAACGCCUUUAAGGUCGCAGAUAAUAUCUUAAAGGAUCUAAAUGUACUUCCCACGAGGGAAGGCACGUCACUUCCAUCGCUACAGAAUAUAAGAUACACUACCUGGGAUGAUGCUCAGAAAAUAUUGAAAUUCGAACAAGAAAAGGGCGAGCAGGUGUCAAAACCCCGCGAGAAGCUACUUACUAUCGAAGAAAUGCUUCAAGUGGUCAACAAGUGA